Daktulosphaira vitifoliae (grape phylloxera) is the source of this 1505-nucleotide messenger RNA. RefSeq names its product tubulin alpha-1 chain-like. The record is from RefSeq and is a predicted model, not a curated record. Bases 51 to 1403 code for a protein of 450 amino acids. Gene Ontology annotation, cellular component: cytoplasm; microtubule. Lineage: Eukaryota; Metazoa; Arthropoda; Insecta; Hemiptera; Phylloxeridae. Gene Ontology annotation, biological process: mitotic cell cycle; microtubule cytoskeleton organization. Gene Ontology annotation, molecular function: structural constituent of cytoskeleton; GTP binding. The transcript is spliced from 2 exons.
UUAGAUUUUUUUUUUUUUUACUGUAAAUUGAACUUUGUUUAUCUAACAAGAUGCGCGAAUGUAUUUCUGUACACGUCGGACAGGCUGGUGUUCAGAUUGGCAAUGCCUGUUGGGAAUUAUACUGUCUGGAGCAUGGCAUCCAACCGGACGGACAGAUGCCGUCCGACAAAACCAUAGGUGGUGGCGAUGACAGCUUCAACACGUUUUUCAGCGAGACUGGAGCUGGCAAGCACGUGCCUAGAGCCGUGUUUAUCGACCUCGAACCAACCGUAGUGGACGAGGUCAGAACUGGUACUUAUCGACAGCUGUUCCAUCCCGAACAAUUAAUUACCGGCAAAGAAGACGCGGCCAACAACUACGCCCGAGGCCACUACUCCAUCGGCAAAGAAAUCGUCGAUCUAGUGCUCGACCGAAUCAGAAAGCUCGCCGAUCAGUGUACCGGUCUGCAGGGUUUCCUAAUAUUUCAUUCGUUCGGUGGCGGCACCGGUUCUGGGUUCGCAUCGUUGCUCAUGGAGCGAUUGAGUGUGGACUAUGGAAAGAAGAGUAAGCUCGAGUUCGCCAUCUAUCCGGCACCCCAAGUGUCCACCGCGGUGGUAGAGCCGUACAAUUCCAUCCUGACCACGCACACUACACUGGAACAUUCAGACUGCGCCUUUAUGGUCGACAACGAAGCGAUUUACGACAUUUGCCGUCGGAACUUGGACAUCGAGCGACCGACGUACACUAAUCUGAACAGGCUGAUCGGGCAAAUCGUGUCUUCCAUAACGGCAUCGCUGAGAUUCGACGGCGCUCUGAAUGUUGACUUGACCGAAUUCCAGACCAAUCUGGUACCGUACCCGCGCAUCCACUUCCCGCUAGCUACGUACGCGCCAGUCAUUUCCGCUGAGAAAGCGUACCACGAACAACUAUCGGUAUCCGAAAUCACUAACGCGUGCUUCGAGCCCGCCAACCAAAUGGUCAAGUGUGACCCGCGCCACGGCAAGUAUAUGGCGUGCUGCAUGUUGUACCGCGGCGACGUGGUACCGAAAGACGUCAAUGCUGCCAUAGCCACGAUAAAAACCAAACGCACAAUUCAGUUUGUCGACUGGUGUCCCACCGGGUUCAAGGUGGGCAUCAACUAUCAGCCGCCAACUGUUGUACCGGGUGGCGAUUUGGCGAAGGUACAACGGGCGGUUUGCAUGUUGUCCAACACGACAGCCAUAGCGGAGGCGUGGGCCCGUCUCGACCACAAGUUUGACCUGAUGUACGCCAAACGCGCCUUCGUCCAUUGGUAUGUUGGUGAAGGUAUGGAAGAAGGCGAGUUCUCCGAAGCUAGGGAAGAUUUGGCGGCAUUAGAAAAAGAUUACGAAGAAGUCGGCAUGGAUUCGGUAGAGGGCGAAGGUGAAGGAGGGGAAGAAGCUUAACAAAUAUUAUUGUUGCUUGACAAAGUUCUCCUUAAAACUAUUAAUUAAUACACUACGAUAUUAUUAAAAUGUUUCAUGAUAUUUGAUCAUAAAUUAAUUAUG